AUGGACCCAGUCGCGGUGGGUGUGGCGGUGGGUGUGGACACCCGCCGGCUCCAGAAUUGCCAGUUUGAGCGCUGGGCCUCCCGAUCGACACAGCUGGUCCCUGAUCCCCACGAGGGACUGGAUCCCGGUGGCUCGUUCUGCACCACCUGCUACCUGGCAGUGGCCACCUCGCCCCUCGCCCUCUGGCGUCCCCUAGUCCCAGAGGCAGCCCUGGCCCCUUGGGACCUCUGGCAAGGCGGUUUCCUGAUGAGGGCCGGUGGCCCAGGGCUGCAGCCCCUGUCCCUCCAGACUGUGCCCCAGAGAAGCGGGACAGGGGCUCAGACCAAAGCUUACACGCCCACGUUCGCGGUGGUGCUGUUCGCGGUGGCCGAGAGAGCGCUGUCGUCCGUCGUGGCCCUGGGAGCCAACAUCAUCUGUAACAAGAUUCCCGGCUUGGCCCCACGGCAGCGUGCCAUCUGCCAGAGCCGGCCCGAUGCCAUCAUCGUGAUCGGGGAGGGGGCGCAGAUGGGCAUCAACGAGUGCCAGUACCAAUUCCGCUUCGGACGCUGGAACUGCUCCGCCCUGGGCGAGAAGACUGUCUUCGGGCAAGAGCUCCGAGUAGGGAGCCGGGAGGCCGCCUUCACCUACGCCAUCACCGCGGCCGGGGUGGCCCACGCGGUCACGGCGGCCUGCAGCCAGGGGAACCUGAGCAACUGCGGGUGCGACCGAGAGAAGCAGGGCUACUACAACCAGGCGGAGGGCUGGAAGUGGGGCGGCUGCUCCGCCGACGUGCGCUACGGCAUCGACUUCUCCCGGCGCUUCGUGGACGCCCGUGAGAUCAAGAAAAACGCGCGGCGCCUCAUGAACCUGCACAACAACGAGGCCGGCAGGAAGGUCCUGGAGGAGCGCAUGAAGCUGGAGUGCAAGUGCCACGGCGUGUCGGGCUCGUGCACCACCAAGACGUGCUGGACCACGCUGCCCAAGUUCCGCGAGGUGGGCCACCUGCUCAAGGAGAAGUACAACGCCGCGGUGCAGGUGGAGGUGGUGCGGGCCAGCCGCCUGCGGCAGCCCACCUUCCUGCGGAUCAAGCAGCUGCGCAGCUACCAGAAGCCCAUGGAGACGGACCUGGUGUACAUCGAGAAGUCGCCCAACUACUGCGAGGAGGACGCGGCCACGGGCAGCGUGGGCACUCAGGGCCGCCUGUGCAACCGCACGUCGCCGGGCGCGGACGGCUGCGACACCAUGUGCUGCGGCCGUGGCUACAACACCCACCAGUACACCAAGGUGUGGCAGUGCAACUGCAAGUUCCACUGGUGCUGCUUUGUCAAGUGCAACACCUGCAGCGAGCGCACCGAGGUCUUCACCUGCAAGUGA
Molecule: messenger RNA, 1353 nt
Organism: Lynx canadensis (Canada lynx)
Lineage: Eukaryota; Metazoa; Chordata; Mammalia; Carnivora; Felidae
Gene: WNT7B
Product: Wnt family member 7B
Exons: 7
Coding region: 1-1353 (450 amino acids)
Biological process (GO): positive regulation of JNK cascade; cell fate commitment; neuron differentiation
Cellular component (GO): extracellular region
Molecular function (GO): cytokine activity; frizzled binding
Source: RefSeq, a predicted model, not a curated record